Encephalitozoon romaleae SJ-2008 is the source of this 4443-nucleotide messenger RNA. Its product is annotated as pre-mRNA splicing helicase. The coding region runs from base 1 to 4443 and encodes 1480 amino acids. Gene Ontology annotation, molecular function: ATP binding; nucleic acid binding. NCBI's taxonomy places the organism in Eukaryota, Fungi, Microsporidia, Unikaryonidae. The record is from RefSeq and is a predicted model, not a curated record. The transcript has a single exon.
AUGGGGUUUGAAUCGGCGGAAAGUGUUGGAUAUGUAGACUAUUUCGAGAGGCUUAGUUCCUUGUUGGAGACAAAUGAUGAGUGUCUUGUGAAAAAGGUAAUGGAUGUGUUGUGUGGAGACGGUGCGAAUAAGCAGAGCGUUAUCGAGGACGUUAUUGGAAGAGGACUAUCGAAAGAAAAUCUCUCAACGAUGAUGGAUCUAACGGAGUGUUUUCUUUGCAAAAGAAGAAGGGAAAUAAGCUUUGAGGAUGUAGAGCUGUUUGAUAUUCUGUUCACGCAAGGAGAGAAGAGGAAUCUUCUUGAGAUGAUAAGGAAGAAUGUGGAUCUUGAGAAAGAACUCGCCAAGGCCUUGUCUGGGUGGAAGAUGUACUUCAUGAGAUGGAUCAUUGAUAAUAGUCGGGUGUUUGAGUACUUCCUUGUACAUCAAUUGUUUCCAGAUAAGAGAGUAGAGGCCAGAAGAUUGAUUCAGGGUGAGAAUGGAAGUAUGGGAUUUGUCAAGUACAUGGAUAGUGACGGAUUGAGUUUAAUGAAAGGGAGUAAAGUGAUUGAUUUGGAGAAGACGUCUGAUGUGAACAGUACGCAUGCGAUAAGAGGAGAGUAUCCUCUGGGAUCGAGUGUGAGGUAUGAAGAUGGGGUUAAGAUUGUUUCUGUGCCUGGGAGGAGUGUAAGAGUCGAGUUUGACGGGCAAGCACCAGACAAUGUAAAAAGGCUUUUUGGAAAUGAUUUUAUGUUCAACUACAUCCAAAGUGUGGUUCAAGAUUCUAUAUUGAAAAGGAAUGGAAAUGUUCUUGUGUGUGCACCUACGGGAAGUGGAAAAACUGUGAUAGGAAUAAUGUCUAUUCUUAGGGAGAUUGAAAGGAGGGAGAGGAUACGGGUGGGAUAUAUUGUCCCCAUGAAAGCGUUAGCUAGGGAGAUGUGCAAAACAAUUAGUAAGGCACUUUCUGAUCACGAUACUGUUGUUGUGGAGCAUACUUCUGAUGUCUAUUCUGGAUAUAAUCACUUGGAGAAGGCAGGAGUGAUUGUAUCCACUCCAGAGAAGUUUGAUGUUUUGACAAGGAAUACAGACCUUCAGUUUGAUCUAAUGAUCAUUGAUGAGAUCCACAUAGUCGGGGAUACAAGAGGUGGGGCGAUUGAAGCCAUUGUAGCAAGGAUGUCUAUGGGUGGAGGAUGUAGGAUUGUAGGCCUCAGUGCAACACUUCCAAACUACAUGGAUAUUGGCAGAUUCAUUAGAUGUGACGACUCUGAUAUUUUCCACUUUGGACCUGAGUUCAGAAAGAGUGCCAUAGACUAUGAAAUCAUUAAUGUUGGAAUGAAAGAAAGAGAGAUGAGCAUGACUGUUGAGAAAGUGUUGGAGAACCUCGAAUCCAAUGGGCCCAUACUUGUGUUUGUUCACUCUCGGGGCGAAGCUCUUGAGGUUGCGAAUGAGAUUAAGAGAUAUAUGGAAAGGAUGGAUAGCCCCGAGGUGGAUGUAAGUCCAAAUGUUCAAGGGCUUCUAAAGCAUAGGGUCGGGAUUCACCAUGCAGGGUUGGACAGAAAGACAAGGGUAGCCGUCGAAGAUUUGUACAGAGAUGGAAAGAUAGAUGUAAUGGUGUCCACGGCUACUUUGGCAUGGGGAGUGAAUCUACCUGGAAAGACCGUGAUAAUAAAGGGUACUGAGGUGUAUGAUGCUUCCUAUGGAUGGAAGCCUGUCAAGCAGAUUGAAAUGAUUCAGAUGUUUGGAAGGGCGGGCAGGUUCGAGGAUGAUAGAUGUAAGGGGGUGUUGAUAUCUAGCAAGGAAAACGAAUUUCUUGUUCAACGAAGUAUAGACUCCAAGCUCCUUCCUAAUCUAUGUGACUGCCUUAAUGCCGAAAUAGUUAGAGGAAUGAGAAAGUUUGAGGAAAUGAUAGACUGGUUCAAAUAUACCUUCUAUUAUACAAGACUUGUGAAGAUGAGUAGAGAACCUGGAAAAAUGGUGAAGGAUCUUGUUUAUAGUGCUCUAAGACUCUUGGAAGACUCUGGACUUGUUAUCCUAGAGCCAUGUAUAUGUCCUACAACAAUAGGCGAGAUUUCAUCCAGAUACUAUAUCCACUAUAGAGAUGCAAAGAGAUUGUUUGAUGAGGUUUCGCAAAUCAUGAUGGAGUCAUCUUUAUUCCGGAUUCUAGAGAGAACAAGGGAAUUCUCUGACCUGAAGAUUGAUCAAAAAGAGAUGGAAACACUCAAGGAGCUUGUUCCCAUUCCUACUGAGUCUCCAUUUGGGAUUCUAGUUCAAUGCUACAUAGCCAACAGAAUGGACUCGAGUUCUCUAUCACAGAAUCUCUGCAGGAUGUUCAGAGUAUUAUUUGAGAUCGGAAUAAGAAAGAGGCUCGGAAUCUCCAAGAUGAUACUAGGGUGGUGUAAGGCUUCAGAGCACAGAAUAUUUCCAUACCAGACUCCUCUGAGGCACUUUGCUUGUGACAAGGAUGCCCUCAGGAACUUGGAGAUGAAGGAGAUUCCUUUUGGAAUGAUAGAGAUAUUAGGUAAGGAAGGGCUAGACGAGAUAGGUGUCUGUGGAAAUAGUAUAAUUGAAUAUCUGAAGUAUGUGCCUAAGUUUAAUAUCUUACCGAGUCUUCGGGUUUCUGCACUAGGACAUUAUAUUGUAAGCAUUGGAAUUGAGAAAGCGUUUGACGACAGUAUGAUACACUCGAACACAUAUUAUCUUUUCAUAACAGACUCAAUGGAAGAAAAGCUUAUUGUUUAUGAUGCAAUAAUAUUUGAGAGAGGAUGCGAAUACAUAAGCCAGAACUACGGACUGUGCACCAGCUCUCCCUUUGUAAAUGUUUGUCUAUUGUCCAGCCACUACCUAUGUCCCACAGAGCCCAUUCCGUUUGAUCUAAGAAAUACCUCUAGAUCUGCACUCUCUAUAUUUAGUGCUGUUUGGGAGUCUUUAAUGAUGAAAAAAGUGUCUAGAAUGAAUAAUUACAUUAAGCUAGGGCUCUUCCACAAUGAGAUUAGUACGGAGGUAGUUAUUGUACCAAACUAUUCUGAGAAAAGAAGAUUGAUGCUGUUAGGCUACAAGCCAUACACAUACGAGGAGUUUGUUUCUUGGAGGGUCUCCCCAAGGUCUGCUACCAUUCUGGAGGUUCAUGAUAUAGUUUCAAACCAUCUUAUAGAAGCCUGUAUAGUGCAGUGCAUCAUGAAAAACAUCCAGAUGGUUCUAGCAGGUCUUCCGUUUACAGUGGGUGGAGGAAUUGAAUUGAUUGGAAGUGUUGAGAAGAAUCUGAAGGAGCCUAAGGUUGAGAUAUAUGAAUCCUCUAUUCUUGGAUACCACGGGAUGCUUUCCAACUUUAGAACCAGAUUGUCUUUGAAUACACAUAGAUUGAAUAUGGAGAAGUAUUCAUGUCUCAUAAUCUGUUCGACAUCAAAGGUAGUUAAACACUUCAAAAAGUUUUUUAAAGAUGCAAGAAUUGCACUGGAAUAUACAGGGAUCAAGAAUGGAAUGUACUUCACUACAAAAAGGACGGUUGAUUUAUGGAUAGACCGGAAAUGGAAUCCUCAAGUGGACCAGAUUCAUAUGAUCGGUACGGAUUAUUACGACUAUGAGACUUCAUCUUGGGUUGACUACUCACUUGCAGAUGUUAAAAGAUACUCUCUUCUAGGUUCAAAGGUAUUUCUUUACCUGAAGCAGAGCAAGAAGGCACUUUACUUCAGCAGCGAGAACAUUCCUUUGUAUUACUGCUCUUCCGGAAGAAGAGAGCUUUACAUGUAUUCAUAUUGGCUAGGGUGUGAACCUGAAAAAAGCAUGGAGUGUCCUCUGUUUGUCAAAGACCGAGAGUUAACCCGAUACGGGAUGGUUCUGUGCAAGUAUUGUGUCGGGAUGGAUACAAUUGAGAUGUUUAAUGAGAGAAUCAAGGACAAGAUGGGGCUGAAAAGUAUCCAGGCUCUUGUAUGCAGGGCCUCUGAGGCUGUUCUGGACAUGGAUACUGAUGAGUUUGAAGCGUUGUCUAGAGCUGGGGUUGAUCUUUCUGCAGGAAAGGUACAUGGAGUGAUUUCGUAUGUACUAAGGAUGAGUGGAGGAGAUGAGUGGGUCUUUCAACAGUAUGAGGACAAGAUACUUCCCGUAAUGCAUAGGCUGUAUUUGUGUACUGUUGAGAUUUCAUUAGAGAAGAUGUGUUUGAAAACAGCUUUCAAUGCAAUGUUUGGGCUGCAGAAUAUGAUGAAGGUAUUUUCUGAAAAUAAGGACAAGUUCUACAAUGCAAAGCUUUGUGGAGGGAUUGUGCUUAUUGAGGUUAUAUCGAUGCCUAGAAGUCCUAUGGGAUGCGCUGUGUUCUUCUUAUUUGAUGGGUCGAAGGAAUCAAGUAUUAUGUAUGCUGAUUGCCCAGGGACAUAUUCUAUUUCCUGGAAGCAUGGGAGCUGUUAUGUGAUGAGUGACAGCUAUCCUGGGUUUGAGACGAUUGAGGAUGGAGGCAUAGAAAUGGCAGGUAUAUGA